Messenger RNA from Apis florea (little honeybee), 1581 nucleotides. RefSeq names its product ubiquitin specific protease 14 (gene Usp14). Gene Ontology annotation, biological process: protein deubiquitination; regulation of proteasomal protein catabolic process; proteasome-mediated ubiquitin-dependent protein catabolic process. Gene Ontology annotation, molecular function: cysteine-type deubiquitinase activity; protein binding; proteasome binding. Lineage: Eukaryota; Metazoa; Arthropoda; Insecta; Hymenoptera; Apidae. The record is from RefSeq and is a predicted model, not a curated record.
AUGCCUCAAUACUCAAUUAAAGUAAAGUGGGGAAAAGAACUUUUUUCUAAUGUAGAAGUUAAUACAGAUGAAGAACCAAUGUUGUUUAAAGCACAACUUUUUGCACUGACAGGAGUGCAACCAGAAAGACAAAAAGUUAUGUUAAAAGGAAUGACAUUAAAGGAUGAUGAUUGGGGCAAUAUCAAAUUAAAAGAUGGUAUUACUGUAUUAAUGAUGGGCUCUAAAGAAGAAGAUGUACCAGCAGAACCAACUGAAAAACCAUUAUUUUUAGAAGAUAUGAAUGAAUCUGCAUUAGCCACUGCAUUAGAUUUACCAGCUGGUUUGACAAACUUAGGAAAUACUUGUUAUUUAAAUGCAACUGUACAAUGUCUGAAAACUGUCCCUGAAUUGAGAGAUGCUUUAAAGAAUUUUCCAGGGGGACUUGCAGCUGCUGGUAGCUCAUCGCUUGUACCUGCACAAAGUAUAACUGCUGCAUUAAGAGAUUUAUAUGAUAGUAUGGAUAAAGGAUCAGCUUUGCCACCUGUUGUUCUUGUUCAAAUGAUGCAUUUAGCAUUUCCAAGAUUUGCUGAAAAAUCUGAACAUGGUGGAUUUCAGCAACAAGAUGCUAAUGAAUGUUGGACUGAACUUAUUAGAAUGUUGCAACAAAAAUUACCAGCAAAGGAAAAUCCUGCCUCAGAAAAUAAUGGACAAAGUUAUAAACCUCGAUCAUUAAUUGAACAAUAUUUUGGAGGAACAUUUGAUACAGAAUUAAAAUGUAUAGAAUCUGAAGAUGAACCCCCUACUAAAGGAAGAGAAGAAUUUUUACAAUUGAGUUGUUUUAUUUCAACAGAGGUUAAAUAUAUGCAUUCUGGACUUAGAAAUAAGAUGCAAGAACAAAUUACAAAAAUGUCACCAACUCUUGGCAGAGAUGCAAUGUAUACAAAAACGUCAAAAAUUAGUAGAUUGCCAGCAUAUUUAACAAUACAAUUUGUACGUUUUUAUUACAAAGAAAAAGAAGCAAUCAAUGCAAAAAUUCUCAAAGAUGUCAAGUUUCCACUUGAAUUUGAUGUUUUUGAAUUAUGUAGCAGUGAACUCCAAAAUAAACUUAUACCAAUGCGAGAGAAAUUUAAAGAACAUGAAGAUCGCUUAGUAGAAGAAUCCCGCAAUAUAAAAGAUAGAAAAGAUAAAACAGACAAUAAAAAAAAAGUUAAACAAGAAUCUUUCUGGUUUCCAGAUGACAUAGGAUCAAAUAACAGUGGUUAUUAUUCAUUACAAGCAGUUCUAACACAUAGAGGACGAUCAAGUAGUAGUGGCCAUUAUGUAGCUUGGGUUAGACAAAAAAAUGAUACAUGGUUAAAAUGUGAUGAUGAAAAUGUUAGCGCUGUAACUAGUGAAGAAGUAUUAAAACUCAGCGGCGGUGGUGAUUGGCAUUGUGCAUAUGUUCUUCUAUAUGGUCCAAAAAUUUUAGAAGUACCUGAUACAGAUAAUAAUGAGGAUUCAAAUAUUAAUAAUAAGUAAUUCUUAUGUAAUCGACAAGUUUUCCAUAAAAUCUGAAACAUUUCCACUGUGCAUCUAUUAGGCAAAUGCAUUUUUUUAUACAGA